ACACGGAUGGCGGAGCCAAGAUGGCGGACCUGUCGGUUGACGGGCUGUCAGAAGAGAAAGAAGCCGAAAUGGAGCUGAAGCGGAGGCAGAGGAGGCCGUGGGGAGACGUCCCGCGGUCCGGAACAGCCGGCCCGACUUCCGAGUUGCCCGAGACUCUGGGAUUUAUUGAUGUAAACGCUGUCCGGAGGGAGCAGCGGGACCACUCAGAUCCGUCGCUGGCGGGCUUCGUGUGUGCAGAGCUUACCAGAGGCUACUUCCUGGAACACAAUGAGGCAAAGUACACAGAGCGCAGAGAGAGAGUUUACACAUGCAUGAGAAUCCCCAAGGAGCUGGAAAAGCUGAUGAUCUUUGGCUUCUUCUUGUGUGUGGACGCCUUCCUGUAUGUCUUUACCCUGCUGCCCCUCCGAGUUCUGCUGGCCCUGCUGCGCCUCCUCACCCUGCCCUGCUGCGGCUUUAGCGGGUCGAGGCUGCUGCAGCCGGCUCAGGUCUGUGACAUGCUGAAGGGGCUGAUCCUGGUGCUGUGUUUCUCCAUGAUGCACUACGUGGACUACUCCAUGAUGUACCACCUGAUCAGAGGACAGUCUGUCAUCAAACUCUACAUCAUCUACAACAUGCUGGAGGUGGCAGACCGCCUGUUCUCCUCCUUUGGCCAAGACAUCCUGGACGCUCUCUACUGGACGGCCACAGAACCCAAAGAGCGCAAGAGAGACAGUAUAGGAGUCAUCCCUCACUUCUUCAUGGCUGUCUUCUAUGUCUUCCUCCAUGCCAUCCUCAUCAUGGUCCAAGCCUCCACGCUCAACGUCGCAUUCAACUCCCACAACAAAUCCCUUCUCACCAUUAUGAUGUCCAAUAAUUUUGUGGAGAUCAAAGGAAGUGUUUUUAAGAAGUUUGAGAAGAACAACCUGUUUCAAAUGUCCAACAGUGAUAUUAAAGAGCGCUUCACCAACUAUGUUCUCCUGCUCAUUGUGUGUCUCAGGAAUAUGGAACAGUUCUCAUGGAACCCAGAUCACCUGUGGGUUCUGUUUCCGGAUGUCUUCAUGGUGGUCACCUCCGAGGUCGCUGUGGACAUCAUCAAACACGCCUUCAUCACCAAGUUCAAUGACAUCACCGCAGACGUGUACAGUGAAUACAGAGCCAGCCUGGCUUUCGACCUGGUGAGCAGUCGUCAGAAGAACGCCUGCACCGACUACAGCGACUCAGUGGCCCGGAGAAUGGGCUUCAUCCCCCUUCCCCUGGCUGUCCUGCUGAUUGGAGUAGUGAUGAGUUCUGUGAAGGUGCAGGGGGCGCUCUCCUACACAUGUGUGUUCCUCUUUUAUCUUGGGCUGGUGACCCUCAAGGUGCUGAACAGCAUCGUGCUUCUGGGUAAAUCGUGUGUUUACGUCAAGAGAGCCAACAUGGAGGACAAGCUGUUCGAAAAGCCCUCCGCUCCUCCCUCUUCCUCCACCACCACUUCCUCCUCGGUGAAGAACCCCAGCAGAACCGAGCAGGCCCAGUUUCCCGUCCGUUCAGAUGAAUCCGGCCGGACGGAGCGGAUACCCGACACCCCUCGCAGCCCAGCAUCCUCCUCCUCUUCCUCAUCUGUGACCACUCAGCCUGCCCCCAGGACUGACAUAUUACCCGUCCCGCCCGUCGCUGCCUCCGACACGGCCCCUCCGCCCCGCAGGCCUCCUGGCCCCGAGCCCGAGUGCCCCACGCCGCUGCCCGCCGGCAAGGAGGAGCACGAGGCGGCGCCGGAGGGAGGGUCGGAACUCAAACACAGGACUCCCAAAAAAGACCUGCUGGAGAUCGACCGUUUCACGAUCUGCGGUAACCGCAUCGACUGACCCUGUGACCCCCUGACAAUGGCCGCUCAGGAGAGAUCCUGGACCACAUAUUUAUUCACACUGUCCCGCUGGUUUGGGCUUUCUCUCCGUUUGGUUUUCUCUCUCCUCCCACGGCUGCAGGUUCAACUGCUGCCACCCGAGGAAGGCGGAGCCCACGGUAACCAAGUCUUCAGGGUGUGUGUGUGUGUGUGCAGACACAAGCGUUUCCUGUGCAAGCAGCACCGAUGGAGCGAAAGAGGAAGUGAACAGGUAGCAAGAGGACGACACAUGGAGGAAACUCCCAGACGGCUGUUGUGCAACCAAUAAACUUGAAUAAUUCAUGUUAUGUUUUUUUGUUCUGUUUGAAAAAGGAAAUCUAAAUCUUUCUGGUGUAAUCAGAUCUGAUCCUGCCACGUUGCACAGCUGUAUGAACGGGUGGCUAAGAUGUUUAAUGUUCGGUGGAGCCUCGAGGUUCAAACUACCGUCGUUUGAAUGAUGAACUGGAAGGGGUAAUCUUGGGAUUAAGGCUCUGGGGGGGGAAAUGGGACAUGAAAUUGAGCUUAUACAGGUCUUUAAUUAUUGGAAAGUGACAAAAAUAAUGUUUGAGGAGCCAUCAAACAAAUCGGCGUGUUUCGUAGCCGUCUUCCUCGUGGUUUCCUGUGGAGGAAGACUCGGUUUCAGCUCAGUAGCCUAGCUGCCGGGCUUCUCCCCCAGGUACUGUUGGUGAGCAUCAUAUUGAACAGUUGGCUGAAAGCCUUAAAUGUGGACAUGACAGUAAUGUCUUGAAAUGGCAUUUUGGGGCGUCCGGGUGGUGUAGCAGUCUAUUCCGUGACUUACUGACACGGGGAUCGGCCGUUCGAAUCCCCCUGUUGCCUCCGGCUUGGUCGGGCAUCCCUACAGACGUGGCUGUGGGUGGAAACCUGGAUGUAGGUGUGUGUCCUGGUUGCUGCACUAGCGCCUCCUCUGGUCGGUUGGGGCACCUGUUC
Molecule: messenger RNA, 2788 nt
Organism: Lampris incognitus (smalleye Pacific opah)
Lineage: Eukaryota; Metazoa; Chordata; Actinopteri; Lampriformes; Lampridae
Gene: tapt1a
Product: transmembrane anterior posterior transformation 1a
Exons: 14
Coding region: 21-1823 (600 amino acids)
Biological process (GO): positive regulation of cilium assembly; maintenance of protein localization in endoplasmic reticulum
Cellular component (GO): endoplasmic reticulum membrane; ciliary basal body
Source: RefSeq, a predicted model, not a curated record